AAGCACAGUUUCUGGUUCGCAGAUGCGUCACUGACUGUGAAAGCGUCGCGUUGUCUCUGGUGGACGCGUCGGUGUGUGCUCAUCUGCGCAGAUGCGUCACUGACUGCAGACGCGCUUCAGCACAACAUCCAUAUGGCUGGACUGGUCAGAUGUCUGAUGUCUGCCAGAGGAAAUGAUCCAGACUGGAGCAGAACCAGACAUUCACAAGGAGGCGCUGUCGGUGGUGAGCGAGGAUCAGUCCUUAUUUGAGUGUGCGUACAGAGUGUCUCAUGGUAAAGCGGACAUGACAGCGUCUGCCGCGGGUGAAUACACACAGAAUAAACUCAGUCCCAGAGUGCAGCAGCAGGAGGACUGGAUGGCUCCGCCCACCGGACGCAUCACUGUGAAGAUGGAGUGCAGCAGCAGCAGCAGUGCAGGAGGAGCUGCGCAGGUCAACGGCUGCAGAAUUUCUCCUGAUGACUAUACUGUGGUUAAAGGAAAGCUGUCAGCAGGUGAGAAUGUUCCGGUGAUGUUCAGUAACUACAUGGAGGAUAAACACACACCACCUCCAAACAUGACCACUAAUGAGCGCAGAGUCAUCGUACCUGCAGAUCCGGCGCUGUGGUCAUCGGAUCACGUGUGUCAGUGGCUGGAGUGGGCCGUGAAGGAAUACAGUCUGCCGCAGGUCGACGUGUCGCUGUUUCACCGUGUGGAUGGGAAGGAGCUCUGUAAGAUGACCAAAGACGACGUCCAGCGUCUCACCAGCAACUACACGGCAGAUAUUCUGCUGUCACACCUGCAGUACCUGCGAGAGACUCCGCUCCCUCACUUGACUUCAGAUGAUGUUGACAAAGCCUUGCAAAACUCCCCGCGGUUAAUGCAUGCUCGCAACUCAGGAGGAGCCAGCUUUAUUUUCCCAAAUGCUCCGGUCUAUCCUCCAGACGCCCCCAGAGGUCCCAUCAGAGCGGAUGUGAGUUAUGACGUGGGCAGACGUGCUGUGUGGCCUCAGACUGGAUCUGCUUCUAAAGUUUCUCAGAGUUCAACCACCAUCAUGACUAAAACUGAGGAUCAGAGAAUUCAUUUAGAUCCGUACCAGAUUUUGGGGCCGACCAGCAGCAGACUGGCAAAUCCAGGUUCAGGUCAGAUCCAGCUGUGGCAGUUUCUCCUGGAGCUUUUGUCCAACAGCUCAAACUCGUCCUGCAUCACAUGGGAGGGAACCAACGGCGAGUUUAAGAUGACUGACCCCGACGAGGUGGCGCGGCGCUGGGGCGAGAGGAAGAGCAAACCCAACAUGAACUACGACAAACUGAGUCGUGCUCUGCGCUACUAUUACGACAAAAACAUCAUGACCAAGGUCCACGGCAAACGCUAUGCAUACAAGUUUGACUUCCACGGCAUCGCUCGGGCCCUGCAGCCGCACCCGCCCGAGUCGUCCAUGUACAAGUACCCCGCGGACCUGUCGUACAUGAGCGGGUACCACUCACACCCGCAGAAGAUGAACUUUGUGUCGCCGCACCCUCAGCCGCUGCCCGUCACCUCGUCCAGUUUCUUCGCCGCUGCGAAUCCGUACUGGAACUCGCCCGCAGCGGGCAUCUACCCCAGCCCGCGCCACCCAUCCGCUCACAUGCCCCCACACCUGGGCUCCUACUACUAAACAUCAGCAUGCGCGAGAAACAUCUCAAGCGUCCAAGCAGAAGCUAAACAAGGAACUUACAGACACUUACCGGAUUUCAAACAGAGAAUCGCAUCGACGAAGCUCAUCGUUCAGGACUGUCAUAUCCGAAAUCUGUGCCGGAUAAACCUGAAGGAAUAUCUUAAAGAGGGGCUGAACCGGCACAGAUCUGGUGAAGAAUGAGAAUGUGAAAGUGUUGCUCUUUUCAAACCCAUUGAGCUGCAUUCAUGCUCUCGGCAGUGACAUCAUCGGUCAUGUUUAUUGAUUAGCACUUUUGCAUCGUCUCGAAGCUUUUGCCGAAGUUUUACUUUAUUGUCCGUAAGAACGAGACAAAGGCGAUCGGGGCUCGGGCAGGGCACGACUCACACAAACAUUACGUUUACAAUGACUUUAAUUAAGUCUCGUGCGCGGUUGAGCAUUCGCUCUACAACUGCUUUCUGACACACUGUAAACAUGUCAAGUACAGGUUAAAACUGUUUUAGACCAGUCUUACAAGUUUUGGUCGUAAUAUAAAACCAAAAUGUAUUUUAUUAUUUUUAUAAAUGUGUUCAUGUAGCAUUGCAUUCUUGAAAUAAGCAAAUAUUUUCAGUGAUGGAAAACUGUCUGACAUUGUAUUAAUCCGUUCAGUGUGUUUUCCCACAAUGCAAUGCGAAUGAGACUUACUAAAGACGGCCGUGAACUUUAUGAAACUGGCCUCAUUAUAGCAUUACUGGAUAUCAUUUUGGUUACAAUAUAUACAUUUUUUUUUGAAGAGAAACAAAAAAAUAAAUUUAAGAGAGAAAAAAAAAAUUUUAAGAGAGAAAUACAAAUUUUAUGAGAAAAAAUAUACUUUUUUUGAAGAGACAUUUUUUUUAAAGAGAGAAAAAAAAAUUAAGAUAGAAAAAACAUUUUUUUGAAGAGAAAAUAAUUUUUUAAGAGAGAAAAAAAAUUUAAGAGAUGUUUUUUGAGGAGAAACAAAACAAUUUUGAAGAGAGACAGUCUCGGGACAGUCUUUUUUCCCGCCUUGUGGUUCAGGGCUUCCUUCUAUAGUUAGCGCAGUCAACACAGGCGCAUGCGCAGAGAACGGACACAGACGUGGACUGUUUAACUAGACAGUCUGCGCAAAUCUAUAAGCACAAAGUGUUCUGCAGGUUUGCACGUUGUGGAAUGCCGCACAGUAUGUGUGACGCACAGACGCGCCACUUAGAUUUUCUUGACUCGCGCAGGCGGUCCUCGACUGUGCCUCAGCUGCGCAUGCGCUGAUCAUUGACCGUUCUAAAUGAGUGUCAGAAAGCAGUGCAGUGCGCGUGCGUCAAACACGUUCCUAUUCGUUCGCGGUCAGAAGUAGGGAUGGGCGAUACCAGUUAUUUUCUUUUCGAUCCAAUACCAAGUACUUUGACGACAAUUAUCGCCGAUUCCGAUACCGAUACUUUUAUGAAUUAUUUAUAUGUAAGUGAUUUUAUAGAGUAUUGUGAUUGCAACAUUAUUAAUAAUAAAUAACAUGGACAUGACAACGUCCUAUGCCUCUUGUAAUUUCUGAUGCUCUCUGCGAGUCAUCUAUAAAAUAUAAUACAUAUAUUAUGUUCUUAAAGCUGUGUUACAGGCAUUAAGAAUUUACUAAUGAUAGUAAAUCUCUCCCGUGUUACUUGACACAAACUAUGUCAUUUGUUUAACAAACUUUUUUUUUUAAAAUGUUAAAAAUAAUAUAUAAAUGAUUUAACUCAAAAUAUCCACCAGAUAGCCUAUCAGGUAACAGAAAUAGAUAUAUAUAAUGAAAAAAUGUUUAAAGCAAAAUAUCCAGUUUAAUAUUCUGCUCCAAAUAAAAUACUGUAAUAGCUUCAUAUCUGAAACAGUAUAUAUUGUACAAAUAAUAGCUAUAAAUAAUGUGACUUUUUGUAUUCAAAUAAUCUAACCACCACUUUAUACCUGGAUAACGUUUUUGACCUCUCUGAAAGCAUUCUGCUAGUGAACUCUGCCUCGAGCUAGAAGAUGUGGGUCGGUGUCUGUGUUGACUCCUCUGCUCGUUUCAGCUGCACCUCGUCGUGCUCUGUAGGGUGUUUUGCUUUCAGAUGUUUGGUCAGAUUUGUGGUAUUACCACAGUGGCGUAUGUUUUUUUACAAAUGUCACACGAGGCUUCGUCAGUAUUUACUGGAGUGAAAUAGCUCCAAAUAACACUUCUUUUCGUUCACUCAUUGCAGUCAUGCACUCGAACACCUGUCUGCGCUAACUGACCGUACGUUCUGCUUCAUUAAUUCCUAGUGAUGAUCGCCAUCGAGUGUUUAUAUGCCUACUGCCUCUGGCGGUCAGUAGGAAUUCACAGAACAUGUACUAAUUGUCGCAAGCGCGUCACAAUUUGCUCUGGCCAACCUGUCAACAGCGCUAUCGACAAUUUGUGGACGCUCUGACGUAUUUGAAAUAGGCGGCUAAACAAACAGAUAGUAUCGAUACUUUUAUUUGAGAAUCGAUCGCUUUUGAUACAAAGGCAGUAUCGAAUAUAUCGAUACUUAAGGAUCGAUCCGCCCAUCCCUACUCAGAAGUGGCAACGAGGUCGACCCGGCAAAAACGAAGUACACCUGGGACUUUAAAAUACUGCCUCUGUAGGCAGCUCACUAGGGUUAGAAAAAGAGCAAAUAUAAUAUGUUGCAUUUGUGUAAAAAGGGCUAUUCAUUACAAAAUGUAUAUGCAUGAUCAGUUACUUAUUAAUCUAUAUGUUUUAUGUAUUAAACUACCUUAUUUUAAUAACUGACAUAUCAAAGAAGGUUUAGAAGGUGAGACAGACAGGUCAGAGAAGUAGACAGACAGGUGAAUGAGGUGAUGAGGUGAGACAGGUGAAUGAGGUGAGACAGGUGAAUGAGGUGAGACCGGUGAAUGAGGUGAGACAGGUGAAUGAGGUGAGACAGGUGAAUGAGGUGAGACAGGUGAAUGAUUGAGUUGGUAGUAAGUUGUAUUUAUCAGUAUUAUGUGGUUUAUAUGGCAUUAGAGAUCGUUCUGAGGAUACAUGUCGAAAAUGACACAUCAUUGUUUGUUAUUUAGAAAACUGGAAUAUGAAACUUGGAAUUUGACUUGUAAAAUGUUUUUAAUGACCUCAAACAUUUAAAGAUGGAGGUGGAUUUUUAUAAAUCAGUGCCUUACAGGAAACAUCUCCUCACACAGCUGGAGAGAUUUACCAAAGAACACCAGAAUUAUUAUUAUUAUUAUUAUUAUUAUGUUCUGAGUCACAAAUGCUGUGCGUUUGUCAGAUUGGAGUAUACAAUUCAGUGUUAUAUAUUCUUUAUAUUAUAGCUGUAUAACUUAUGCAUUUAAACACUACGAGUUGAUCUCAGCCAGCCAAAGAUAUUUUAUCAUAUAUUUAGAGAAAUAACAGAGAAACGGAGCAACGGGUCAAAACACUCGUAUGUUUGUGGCCUUUGAAUGAAACUCAGUUAUCCGUUGUUUACAGUGAAAGCACAUGUGCUCAAACAUGUGUCUGUAUGAAUCUGGCGCGGCACACGCGUGUCUCUGUUCUACUGAAUCCAGAUCAGAGAACGCCACGAUGCUCUUGAGAUUGUUGACAAAGGGAAGAAAUCAUAUUCUUACAUCAAUUAUAUGUUUUUCUA
Messenger RNA from Xyrauchen texanus (razorback sucker), 5226 nucleotides. It is a transcript of the gene erg, whose product is annotated as ETS transcription factor ERG. The transcript is spliced from 11 exons. The record is from RefSeq and is a predicted model, not a curated record. Gene Ontology annotation, biological process: regulation of transcription by RNA polymerase II; cell differentiation. The coding region runs from base 173 to 1633 and encodes 486 amino acids. Lineage: Eukaryota; Metazoa; Chordata; Actinopteri; Cypriniformes; Catostomidae. Gene Ontology annotation, molecular function: sequence-specific DNA binding; DNA-binding transcription factor activity, RNA polymerase II-specific. Gene Ontology annotation, cellular component: nucleus.